AUGGAUGAUUAUAAGGUUGUCUCAACACCACUAUGUCCUAAUACCAAACUCUCACCGGAGUGCACCACUGAAGCAAUUCCUUCAACACUUUACAGGUCAACCAUUGGUAGUUUGUUGUAUCUUAAUGCUUCAAGGACUGUUAUAAUGUACUUAGUGGGUUUAGUGGCCAGAUUUCAAAGUAAUUCAGAGGCUUCUCAUCUCGAAGCAGCCAAAAGAAUUCUCAGAUAUGUCAAGGGCACCAUUUCAUAUGGUUUAUACUACAUUUUCUCACCCUCAAUGUCUAUUGCAGCCUUCUCAGAUGUUGAUUGGGGUGGAUAUUUACCUGACAGAAAAAGUAUAUCUAGUUGCUGUUAUGUUCUUGGCUCCAAUGUAGUUUCUUGGCUAUGUAAAAAGCAAGACACUGUCUCUCUUUCAACCUCUGAAGCUGAGUAUAUAGCUAACUCACAAGCUGGUUCAUAA
Messenger RNA from Cornus florida, 459 nucleotides. RefSeq lists its product as uncharacterized. The coding region runs from base 1 to 459 and encodes 152 amino acids. The transcript has a single exon. The record is from RefSeq and is a predicted model, not a curated record. Lineage: Eukaryota; Viridiplantae; Streptophyta; Magnoliopsida; Cornales; Cornaceae.